Messenger RNA from Thlaspi arvense, 2214 nucleotides. The record is from the annotation of a GenBank genome assembly. NCBI's taxonomy places the organism in Eukaryota, Viridiplantae, Streptophyta, Magnoliopsida, Brassicales, Brassicaceae.
CGACUAUGUCCUCAAGUUAAGAUUUUAAGUACUCUCAAAUGAGAUGCGCUUAAGUACAUAUAUUGACUGUACAAAAUUACAAGAAAUGUUGUAAGAGAGACAGAGAAACCUGUAAGUAAAAUAAAUAAAGGGAAUAAAAAAACAGGAGAGAGUAGAAAGAAGAGGCGACCAAAGUUGUGGUAAAAAGAAAAGAGACCCGAUUAUUGCGCCAAAACCAGAGGUGUGUCUCCCUCUCUCUUCAUUUCCCUCUCCUUUCUUCUUCUUCUUCCUCCUUCAUCUUGAUCUCGCCGUCGUCAGAUCUCCUUACAGCCUCUCUUAGUUCCUGCCUGCGAUUUAUAUAUCCCUCUCUUUUCCGGACACGAAUUCUACGACGAAUUCCGCAAUGGAUCCUCCAGUGUCAGAUCCUGACAAAAUCGAGGAUCAGAAAGAAGGAGGACCUUUGUUUCACUGUCAGCUUUACGACACAGAAGUAGUUCACAAGAUAGCUCAGGCUUUUCUUCCCGGAUUAGCCACUGCUUGUGUCGACAACACGACCGGAGAUAUCUUCAGGAGUCCUGGUUCCGUGGCCGCCGACAUCCGAAAAGAAAUGAUCGAUUAUUUGACUCGGAGAAGCGAAACCUUCGUCGCCGAGCACAUUGUCCUUCAAGGCGGUUCGGAGACUGAAUCUUCCCAUGAUCCUUACGACAUCAUCUCCGACUUCAUCGACGACUUCGCAACCUCCAAGAGGAAUCUCUUCAGCCGGGUCUCGGGUUGGUUGCUUAGCGAGAGGAGAGAAGACAACAUUGAUGAUUUCGCGCAGGAGAUGGAGAUAAGCGGCUUCUGGCUGACUGAUCACAGAGAAGCCAUCGCACAGACGCUGCUUAAAAACGUCGACUUUAAAAACAGCUCUCACUGCGAGAAGAAGUUCCAAACCGAAGGAGAACUCGCCGAGCACACCUUGGUCUGUGGGUACAGGACGAUGAACUGCGAGAACGAAGGCUGCAAUGCCGUCUUCUGCGCGAACCAGAUGGAGAAUCACGAUUCCGGUUGCCCCUUCAAGGUAAUACCGUGUGAGCAGAACUGCUCGGAGCGUAUCAUGAGACGUGAGAUGGAUAGGCAUUGUAUCACCGUGUGUCCUAUGAAACUUGUCAACUGUCCGUUUCAUGCUGUUGGUUGUCUCUCUGAUGUGCAUCAGUGUGAGCUCCAACAACAUCACUUGGAUAACGUUAGCUCUCACCUGAUGUACAUUCUUCGGAGUAUCUACAAGGAAGCAUCUCCGGAUGAUCUCAAACCCAGAGCUGAACAGAUACAACAGUUGUCUACUCGAUUAUCUGAAGCUCGAAAUGCAAGAUCGCUAACGAAUCUAGUCAAGGAAAUUGAUGCAAAGCUGGGGCCUUUAGAAAUCAAACCGAAGAAUUUUGAAGAUACAGAAAAGAAAGUUUUAGAAGAAGCUGAGAUCAAAGAAAAAGCAGAGACAGGUGGCUCGCCGGAGCAAGGCGCGAGGGAAGCUCUGGAAGAUGAAGUGGUUUCAAGAGAAUCAGAGGAUUUAGCAGAUGAAGCAAAGGUGGAAGAAGUUGUAGAGAAAGUUUCGGAAGCUGAGAUAGCAGAAAAUGUUAAUGAAGAAGGCGAACUAAAAGCUCAAAAGCUUUUGGAAAUAGGCGAGUUCAUCAAAGAAGGAGACAAAAACUCUCCAUCUGAUUUGUCAGUGAGAACUGAAACCAAAGCUCCAGAAGUUGUGGUCAUGGAUGAAGAUAGAGAAGAGGAGGAGAGUGCAGAGACAAAACACUCAAGAACAAAUGAAACCAGAGGUUUAGAGAUUGAAGUCAAUGACAUGAUUGAUGAAGGGGAUAGAGAGACAGAGAAAUCAACCGAAGCUCCAUCAAGAAUAGUGAUGGACAAGGAGGAGGAGGAUGAAAAGGGUAGAGAGUUAGUGAAUGUAAGGGCUCGUGCUUCUGAUGAAGCUGAAGCAUUGUCAAAGAGCUCAGAAGGUUUUUCUAAAGCGCAAACUGAAACCGUACCCAAUAUGUCUUAACUUAACAUCUUUGGUUGACAGAGAGGGAGAGAGAGACCCAACUUAACAUGGAGUGUUUUUUUUUUUUCCUUUGGACAAGAUUUUUUGUUUGUUUUGCCUGUCUGAAAAUAUUAACGAGUCAUCGAAUGUAAUCCAAUUUUGUAUUUUGUUCAACCAAUUGUGUUUUUUUGUUUCAAUUGAAAAUGAUUUCGAUUUUUCUUCAA